Centruroides sculpturatus (bark scorpion) is the source of this 816-nucleotide messenger RNA. RefSeq lists its product as uncharacterized. The coding region runs from base 46 to 636 and encodes 196 amino acids. The transcript has 3 exons. Lineage: Eukaryota; Metazoa; Arthropoda; Arachnida; Scorpiones; Buthidae. The record is from RefSeq and is a predicted model, not a curated record.
AGCGAAGCAGUGUGAUUUAUAUUCCAUACGCUUUACAGCAGAAAGAUGGAGUUCAAGUUCUUACAUCUCCUUUUCGUCGUAUCCUGUAUUCAUGUUACAACCUGCGAAUAUGAUAACGAUUCGACUAUAGUAGACAUAUAUGACACGACCGAGGAAACAACCGAUGAUUUCUAUACAACUGAGAGCGGAGAUGAAAUUAUAGAACGUAUGAAACAAUUCGAAUCAAUUCUAAAUUUGUUGAGAUAUCCAGCGAUUGUUCUUCAGGAUGCCUUUCAGACCAUGUUCUUCAAAACAGGUGACUUGAAACCAACAGUAAUCUUAGAUUCUCUAGUGUCAAGAAUUUUACCUUUAUUAGAAAAUGAAGACAAAGAAGUAUUAUUCACUCUCUUUACUUUCAUAAAAGACUAUUUAACAAGAGAACUUUCCUUCGACGAUCUCCUGAUAUAUUAUAAUGAAAUCGAACCCGCAUUGAAACACAAAUUUGAUAUACUUAUCAUAGCAUUACAGGAUUUGAAUGCAGAGCUAUUGAAGUACAACGCCAUGGAUAUAACCCCUGAAAUUAGAGCAAUUCUUCAAAUACAGCAAAAGAUCUAUAGUAGAAUGUUCUACAUAGAUUUUUCUCAGAAUAAAAAAUAAAUAUAAUUCGCACCAUACUGAUUUGAAAAUUUUCAGACUUAAUUUAACAAUCAUUUUAAAUAUUCAAGAUUAAUUAUAACGAUGUUCAACCUCACCGAUGCUAUCGGAAGUAUAGAAAAUUAUGAUUGUCUUUUACAUUGUAUUAUACUUUUAAUCAAAUAAAUUUAUUGCAUUGAAUUA